Messenger RNA from Epithele typhae, 1704 nucleotides. RefSeq lists its product as uncharacterized. Gene Ontology annotation, molecular function: DNA-binding transcription factor activity, RNA polymerase II-specific; zinc ion binding. Lineage: Eukaryota; Fungi; Basidiomycota; Agaricomycetes; Polyporales; Epitheliaceae. The transcript is spliced from 7 exons. The record is from RefSeq and is a predicted model, not a curated record. Gene Ontology annotation, biological process: regulation of DNA-templated transcription. Bases 1 to 1704 code for a protein of 567 amino acids.
AUGCCGUCCGGCCAGACAUGCUCAGCCUGCAGGUGCCGUUGUGAUGGAGCGCAGCCCAUGUGCGGGCCCUGCUCAAAGGCACGCAAGCCCAUCGAGUGCAUGUAUACCACUGCCACCGCUGUAGCCACAGCUCCCAAGGGCGACUAUCUCAAGAAGGGUGCUGCUUGCGCCCCUUGCAGGUCCAAAUGCGACGCGAAGCGGCCCUACUGUUCGACGUGCAAGACCGCGGAGAAGGAGAAGGAGUGCACCUACGACGAAAGCCCUGAGCGCUCGUUCACUGAGGCUCUCUUCAUCCGCACUCACUACCUAGAGCAACGGCUCGCUGCUUACGAGACCCAGGUUGCUACCCUCUCCCACCCUAUCGACGGCAGCCCCAUAGCCUCCUCUUCCGCGGCCAUCCUCAGCGCUGACGACGGCCCCUCUCACUCCGAUUACCAGGUGCCCAUGUACAACUUCCCCCAGGCGCUCAACAUCCUCUUCGAUCGCAUGGCCGCCCCUCCGCCAACCACGGAUAUACACAACAUCUCCACUCCACACGUACCGCAAGGUCUCGAAGAAUUCCGUACGGCCUGGUCGGAGCAUUCACGACAAUAUGGCUGUAUCCUCACCCCAGACAAGAUGCAGGCCAUCAUCCUAGGCGACAUAUCGGGGGCAGUUGUCCAUCCCGCCUUUACGUACAUCGCGCAGCUCCUGGGAUGCCACAUGUGGCAACUCCAGCGACGCAUCAUGGUGUACGGGUCCGUCGAGCACGAGCAGGAAGGGUGCCUCCUGGCCGCUCUGGAACACAUCGACCCCAUCUCCGAAAUCCAGGUCCGGUACCAGUAUGCCUGUUUCCUCCUGCUCAAAGGCCGCAUGGAGGAGGGCGAACAGCAGUUCGUUCGCGCUGCGCAUAUUGUCCGGUUCCACAACAUCAACUUCCCUAUCCCCAUGGACCCAAUGAUACAGUCGAUCACACCACAUCAAGCUGAGGUCAUUGGGGCACUCGCGCACUUCAUGUAUCUCGACCGCUGUUCAGCUUUCGUAUUCCACAUUCCCAUGCGGCUCGAUAAGAGCUUCGACGACGCCUUCCGUACUGUCGCACUCUACUUCCCAACCUUCGCCAAAUCCAACCUCAUUUACCUCCGCACCGCAUCCCUCCUCUACCUCCUCCGCGUCUCCGAACUCACCGCCGAAUGGUCUGCGUUCCCUGCCGACUCGGUCCGUGGGGUUUUCCACGCAAAUCGGCCUGCUUGGUUUGAGCGAUACUGGCCACUCCUCGAAGAGCUUGGAGGGCAUGUCAGCAAUCUGGAACACGAGAUGCUCAAAGCGACCUUCUAUGCAGAGCGCGAGCUCUCGAUCGCCCUCAAGUUCUCGAUAGUCGUCGCUCUCUCGGCCAAGGCGCAGAUGCAUUGGCUCUUGCACCGGGACCACGAAGAGAGCGCACAGAGAGCGCUGGACGUCGUCAUGGAAGUCAUCACCGUCACACGGACGUUCAAGGACAACGAGUUCCUACUCCUGGACCCGCUAUUGGGGGUGAGUGCCGCCGCUUCCAGUCCUGUUGUCCAUUGUGCCCGUGCUCAUCCGCCGUACACGAUCGGCGUGCAAUGGAACACGGCGCUGGAGACGAUCGACGUGAGCGCGAAGAAGCUCGGGUACGACAUGCCGUUCAUGGAGGAGUCGUUGCAGGCGAUCUCGGACGUCAAGCGGUUCGUCGAGGUACCAUAA